This is a messenger RNA of Macrobrachium nipponense, 3153 nucleotides long. RefSeq names its product basic proline-rich protein-like. NCBI's taxonomy places the organism in Eukaryota, Metazoa, Arthropoda, Malacostraca, Decapoda, Palaemonidae. The transcript has 3 exons. The record is from RefSeq and is a predicted model, not a curated record. The coding region runs from base 1 to 3153 and encodes 1050 amino acids.
AUGAUUGGGCCAACCUCCAUAGAGAAAGCGGGCGAUUUUCUUAACUGCUGUGCUUCUUAUCCUGUUUCGGGACCGCCUGGCGGGCGGAAGCCCAGCCCGUCCCCGGAACGCCUGGCGGGCGGAGGCCCGCCAAGUCCCUGGGGGACGCCCGCGUCCCGAGACGCCUGGGCGAGAGGGGGCCCGCCGGUGUCGACCUGGCGGGCGGAGGCCCGCCCGUCCCCGGGACGCCUUGGCGGGCGGAGGCACGCCCGUAUCCCCGGGUACGCCUGGCGGGCGGAGGCUAGCCGUCGGGACGCCUGGCGGGGCGGAGGCCCGCCCGUCCCCCCAGGGACGCCUGGGCAAGGGGGCGGAGGAACCCGCCGGUCACCCCUGGACGCCCUGGCGGGCGGAGGCCCCGCCGGUCCCGGGACGUCGGGAGCCUGGCGGGCGGAGGCCCGCCGGUCCCAGGGACUGGCGGGCGGAGGGUCCGCCGGGUUCCCCCGGGGACGCCCCUGGCGGCGGAGGGACGCCUGGCCGGGCGGAGGCCCGCCGGUCCCCGGGACCCUGGCGGGCGGAGGCCCGCCCGUCCCCGGGACGCCUGGCGGGCGGAGGCCCGCCAGUCACCGGGACGCCUUGGCGGGCGAGCCCCCCCCGUCCCCGGUAGCCUGGCGGCGGAGGCCCGCCGUUCCCCCGGUACGCCUGGCGGGCGGAGGCCCGCCCGUUCCCCGGACGCCUGGCGGGCAGGGGCCGCCGGUCCCCGGGACGCCUGGCGGGCGGAGGCCCGCCGGUCCGGGACCUGGCGGGCGGAGGCCCGCCGUCCCCGGUGGACGGCCUGGCGGGGGAGGCCCGCCGGGUCCCCCUGGACGCCUGGGCGGGCGGAGGCCCGCCGUUCCCCUGGGGACGGCCUGGCGGGCGAGGGCCCCGCCGUCCCCGGGACGCCGGGCGGGCGGAGGCCCGCCGGUCCCCCGGACCCUGGCGGGCGGAGGCCCGCCGGUCCCCGGGACGCCUGGCCUGGGCGGAGGCCCCGCCGGGUCCCCCGGGGACCCGGCGGGCGGAGGCCCCCGCCGGUCCCCGGGGACGCCUGCGGGCGGAGGCCCGCGUUCCCCCACCGCCUGGCGGGCGGAGGGCCGGCCGGGUGGUCCACCCCGGGACGCCCGGGCGGGCGCCCUGGCCCCCGGGUCCCCCGGGAGGCCCGCCGGUAGGCCCGCCUCCCCCGGGACGACCCACGCCUGGAAGGCCCGCGUUCCCCGGGACGCCUGGGGGGGCGGAGGCCGCCCUCCCCGGGACGCCUGGCCGGGCGGAGGCCCGCCCGGGUCGGACGCCUGGGCGCAGGCCCGCCCGUCCCGGGACGCCUGCGGGCGGAAGGCCCGCCGGUCCCCGGGACGGCCUGGCGGGCGGAGGGGCCCCGCCCCGCCCCGGUCCCCGCCCGGGACGCCUGGCUCGGGCGGAGGCCGCCGGUCCCCGGGACGCUGCGGGCGGAAGGGCCCGCCCUUUCCCCGGUCCCCGGGACGCCUGGCGGGCGGAGGGCCCGCCGUUCCCCCGGGGACGCCGGCGGCGGAAGCCCGCCGUUCCCCGGGGAAGACGCCUGGCGGGCGGAGGCCGCCGGUCCCCCGGGGACCCGGCCUGGCCCCCGGGAGGAGGCCCGCCGGGUACCCGGGGAUUGCCCGGCGGCGGGCAGGAGGCCCGCCAGGUUCCCCGGGACGCCCGGCGGGGCCCCGGGAAGGCCCGCCGGUCCCCGGGAUGCCCGGCGGGCGGAGGCCCGCCCGUCCCCGGGACGCCCUGGCCCGGAUGCGGCCGCCCGGUCCCCGGGACGGGGCCCUGGUGGCCGGAGGUUCCGCCCCGGUCCCCGGGACGCCUGGCGUGCGGAGGCCCCCCGUCCCCGGGACGCCUGCGGGCGGAGGCCCGCCGUCCCCGGGGACCCUGGCGGGCGGAGGCCCCGCCGGUCCCCGGACGCCUGGCGGGCGGAGGCCCGCCGUCCCCGGGACCCUGGCCGGGCGGGCGGAGGCCCGCCGUCCCCCUUCCGGGGACGCCUGGCGGGCGAGGCCCGCCGUCCCCGGGGACGCGCCCUGGCGGGCGGAGGCCCGCCGGUCCCCGGGGACGCCCUGGCGGGCGGAGGCCCGCCGGUCCCCCGGGACGCCUGGCGGCGAGGCCCGCCGUCCCCCGGGGACGCUGGGCGGGCGGAGGUUUCCCCGACCCGUCACGGGGACCGGGGUUGGCGCCUGGCGGCGGAGGCCCAGCCGGUCCCCGGCCCGGGCGCCCGGCGGGCCCCGGGAGGCCCCCCUUCCCCCGGGGCGCCUGGCGGGCGGAGGCCCGCCGGCCUCCCCCGGGACGCCUGGCUGGCUGAGGCCCCCCGUCCCCGGACGGCCUGGUGGGGGCCCGGAGGGUCCGCCCGGUCCCCGGGACGCCUGGGCGGGCGGAGGCCCCGCCCGUCCCCGGGACGCCUGGCGGGCGGAGGCCCGCCGUCCCCCGGGACGCCUGGCGGGCGGAGGCCCGCCGGGUCCCCGGAACGCCUGGCGGCGGAGGCCCGCCCGUCCCCGGGACCCGCCUGGCAGGGGGGGGCGAGGCCCGCCCGUCCCCGGGACGGCUGGCGGCGGAGGCCGCCGGUCCCCGGGACGGCCUGGCGGGCGGGCCCGCCGGGUCGGGACGCCUGGCGGGCGAAGCCCCCGUCCCCGGGACGCCUGGUGGGCGGAGGCCCGCCGGUCCCCGGGACGCCUGGCGGGCGGAGGCCCGCCGGUUCCCGUGACGCCUGGCUGGCGGAGUCAUCACGUCAAUGAACCUACAAUCUACAAGCGUCGCCUGGCACACAGCCAGACAAUAGCUCUUAAUUGUGUCACUGAUGCAAAAGCAAUGACGUCCCUGAAGACUCCACGGCUGAUAAAUCGGCAGCCCAUAGUAAAGGUGGUCAUUGGAAUUUCAAAUGAUCGCAUCAAAAGCCCUGGCAACGGCGAGAUCUUAACUAACACAGACAACGCAGAGCCUCACCCUAUCCCCAUAGAGAACGGCCAUUUAAUUCAAACGCCUUCAAAGGAAUUGGGGAUGAUCAGUUCCCCCUUGUCCCGGUUGUGUUUACUUAGCGCCCUCGAGAUAUGCAUAUGGGAGCCUCUGAUUCAUGGGAGUGAAGUGCCCGUCGCUAAUGAAGUACGCUACGGCCUACGGAUGAAGUGGGUCUUGUGA